Messenger RNA from Culex quinquefasciatus (southern house mosquito), 1094 nucleotides. RefSeq lists its product as uncharacterized. The transcript is spliced from 2 exons. The coding region runs from base 53 to 520 and encodes 155 amino acids. The record is from RefSeq and is a predicted model, not a curated record. Lineage: Eukaryota; Metazoa; Arthropoda; Insecta; Diptera; Culicidae.
GAAUCGUCGGCUGGUUAACUAUCGUGAAGACGAGAGUGAUUAUGACGAAGACAUGAACUGUCUUAUGAUCUCGUCUAUCAAGAAGUUGAGCGAGCCUUGCUUGCGCCAAGUUUACGUCGACGGAAAACAGCUGGAAAUGGAGGUGGAUUGCGGAGCAGCAGUUUCUGUGAUUAAUUCGGUUGUUUACGAGAAGAAGUUUAAGCAUAUCCCUUUGAUGAAGUGCGACCGGAAGCUAGCCGUAAUCAACGGAAGUCGGCUGAACGUUGAGGGGCAGAUUUCCGUCGAGGUUGUUUUCAACGGCAUCAGGAGUAACGUCAAGCUGAUCGUGCUUCGUUGUAGCAGUGUGUUUGCACCUCUUCUCGGGCGAGACUGGCUGGAUGUGUUUACUCCGCGCUGGAGAGAUGCUUUUGGAAUCAGCGCUGGGAUCAAGCAGCUGGACGUUUUUCAAGAUCAUAUGGUCGAGAAGUUUAAGCGUGUCCGUUGGGGGCCGCGUUUACCUGGCCCACCGAAAUCAGAUUAAGGUAGCGCGUGGUGGCUACACCCGGGGCGGUCUGCUGGUGGCGUCGAGGUACGAGAGAAUGCAGAAUCGAAAGAGAAGCCGCGAAGAAGAAGAAGACGAUGCCGAUGAUGAAUUUUACGGGUUCGUCUCCGAUUCUUUCGUCUUCCACGAGCCGAUGGACGUCGACCAAGAAGGUUCUCGCGAGUUCGAUCCCCAGGAGGGUUCAUCAAGAACUAUAAGGUGCCCUGAGAAUUUGCAUUCAGAAGGUCAACAAGAUCAUUCGGAAUUCAAUCCGCGUAGAUCGAGCCGAUUGAAAAAGGCUAGGAAAGAUAGUCGUUUUGUUUAUUUCUAAAAAAAAGCAAUGUUAAAUUUCUUGUACAAAUAAUUGAUUGCAUUUUUAAUUGGUGUCUUUCAUUCAGAAUUAAAUAUCAGUGAAAUUUUGAAAUAUUAAUUGUAAUAAACUAUAACUCAAAAAGGGAAGAACUGUAAUAACAACCCUGCAAUGUCGACAUACAAGUCGACAAACCUUUUGUAAGCAAAGUCGAUAAGCUAGUGUGAGCAAUAAAACUCUGUCUCUUCUACUGCGAACCACCGA